CUAACAUGGUAAGUGUCAUAACAAACAUGUGACCUGAUAUUUAAGCAUGAUGAACGUUAUGAAAGUCACACACACAGACAUGAACACACGAGCACACAUCACCACCAGUGAAGUGAUUGAGAAAAACAGUCAAGUAUAGAAUGUGAUUGUGUUCAUGUUUAUUUAAAGGUUGAUGUGUGUGCGUUUAUCAGGCUGAAGGUGAUCAGAGUUACACGUUAUCUCGGUGGAGUGUUUCUAUUCCCGUCGUUGUCCGUGUUUGGACAUCCCAGUUCGCCUGGCGCCGCCUAUAAGAGCGUCCCCGUCCCUCGCCCGCCAAUCGGCAACAUGGCCCCCAAGAAAGUGGAAGCCAAGAAGCCGGCGGAGGCCAAGAAGCCAGCGGAGGCCAAGAAAGACGAGAGUGCCGCGCUGCCACCCAAAGCUCCAGAAGCCGAAGCGAAAGCGUGCGAGGUGGACCUGAAGAGCGUGGUGGUGGAGUUCAGCGCAGAGCAGAUGGACGAGUUCCGCGACGCCUUCACGCUGUUUGACGAGACGCCGGCAGGCGAGAUGAAGAUCACGUACGCGCAGUGCGGCGACGUGAUGCGAGCGCUGGGCCACAACCCGACCAACGACGACGUCCUGAAGCUGCUGGGGCGGCCCAAAGCCGAGGAGAUGCACGCCAAACUGCUGGACUUUGAUGCCUUCCUGCCCAUGCUGCAGCACGUGGCUCGCACCAAGGGCCACGGACACUUCGAGGACUUUGUGGAGGGGCUCAGGGUGUUCGACAAGGAGGGCAACGGCACCGUCAUGGGGGCCGAGCUGCGCCACGUCCUGUCCACCCUGGGGGAGAAGAUGACAGAGGACGAGGUGGACCGGCUCAUGGCCGGACAGGAGGACGCCAACGGGCAUGUCAACUACACCGACUUUGUCAAACACAUCAUGGCUGGAUGAAGAUGCCCAUCAACUUCUAGGGCUACACGUCUAUGGUAUACUGUAUGCAGUACAUCUACAUAUCGACGUGCAGGUCAUCUAUUUUGCAUUACAUCUACGGAUGAAAGUCGUCUUGUAAGAAUGAAACAUCAACCCUCAAAUAAAGACAACAUUGUUCUUGG
Molecule: messenger RNA, 1088 nt
Organism: Phyllopteryx taeniolatus (common seadragon)
Lineage: Eukaryota; Metazoa; Chordata; Actinopteri; Syngnathiformes; Syngnathidae
Product: myosin light polypeptide 6-like
Exons: 1
Coding region: 325-927 (200 amino acids)
Cellular component (GO): myosin II complex
Molecular function (GO): calcium ion binding
Source: RefSeq, a predicted model, not a curated record